GACUACCUUUCAUUGGCCAAUACAAGUGGUUUUUAAUUCCCGAGAGACCCAAGAGUAUUACGAACUAACGAUGACAGGAAAAUUUCUACUGGCGACGACGAUCCUGUGCCUGAUGGGCGGCAGCGCCCUGGGCGAUGCGAUCCUGGAGGGCACCUACAACGUGACCGCCUUCUGCACGGCCUGCAAGACCGGCAUUCAGCUGGGCAGCAUCGAGUCCUGCCAGAAGUACUAUGUCUGCCAGUCGACCGGACCUGUUGUCGCCGAAUGCCAGUCGGGCUACUCCUACGACUACAAGAAGAGCACCUGCCUGCCCUCCAGCCAGGUGAACUGCUACUACGGUGUGGAUAAUCCUUGUGCCGGAAAGAAUGGAACCUGGGUGCCAAAUACCGGCGUGUGCGGUGGCUACUACUAUUGCGAAUUGGGCGUUUCGAAGGCCGGAUCUUGCAGUAAGAACCAAGUGUUCAACUCCGUAACCGCAGAAUGCGAAUGGGGAUCCUGCGCCACCACCCAAACCACCGAAGGUGCAGUUCUCAAUUCGCUCUGCGAAGUGGUGCCCCCCAAUCAGUACUUUGGCGAUACCAACGACUGUGCCACCUGGAACUACUGCGUGUCCAAUAGCACUGGCGUUUAUGCAUUCAGUGGAAAGUGCGCAUCAACCACAACAAAGCAGAAUGCCUUUAACGUUAAAACAGGAUCCUGUGAUUACACCUCGGAUAGUAUCUGCAGCCGUGUGACCGACAUUCCCCUGAGCAGUGCCGCAGUUUCCUGCCCCAAGGACGGCGUCAAGGAGGGAUCGGCCACCGUUUGUGGCACCUAUAAUGUGUGCACCAACGGCAAGUGGGUUGCCACAAACUGCCCCACUGGAUACUACUUCGACACCCUCACGUCGAACUGUGUCGUGCGCCAAUCGGCCACGCCCACUGCUGGCUGCAACCGUUGCCAGGGCGCCAGCACCAAAUUCGUGAACGCCGUCAAUUCGGAGAACUGCUCGACGUACUACUACUGCAACGCGCAGGGCCAGGCCACCCUGAACACCUGCCCCACCGCGUACUUCUUCAACGAGAAGCUCGGCGCCUGCAAGCCCGAGGACGAUCUGGCCGCUUAUGUGCCGAGCAACGGAGCCUGCUACGGAUCCAAGGCCUCUUCGACCACUGAGGACGGUACUGAAGCCGAGACCACGGCGGAUCCCUCCGGCAAAAUGUUCGACUUGGAGGAAUAGGCCCAGUCAAACGGUCAGGAACUAUUGGAAGGCAACUCGCCGGAACAGGACAAUCUGCAAACACGAUCCAAUGUAUUUACCACUUAGUAUUCAGCUCAUAUAAGAGGCAAUAAACCUAUGUUCGCAAGCAAA
This is a messenger RNA of Drosophila takahashii, 1351 nucleotides long. RefSeq names its product peritrophin-48. Gene Ontology annotation, molecular function: chitin binding. NCBI's taxonomy places the organism in Eukaryota, Metazoa, Arthropoda, Insecta, Diptera, Drosophilidae. The record is from RefSeq and is a predicted model, not a curated record. Gene Ontology annotation, cellular component: extracellular region.